This is a messenger RNA of Misgurnus anguillicaudatus (oriental weatherfish), 1575 nucleotides long. It is a transcript of the gene casp23, whose product is annotated as caspase 23, apoptosis-related cysteine peptidase. Gene Ontology annotation, biological process: proteolysis; regulation of inflammatory response. Gene Ontology annotation, cellular component: IPAF inflammasome complex; NLRP3 inflammasome complex; AIM2 inflammasome complex. The record is from RefSeq and is a predicted model, not a curated record. Gene Ontology annotation, molecular function: cysteine-type endopeptidase activity. NCBI's taxonomy places the organism in Eukaryota, Metazoa, Chordata, Actinopteri, Cypriniformes, Cobitidae.
CCUGUCAAAAGCUUAUCAGUAUUUGAUAGAUAGAAUAGAUAGAAGCUUUGUGACCUGCUGGCUGAGCAUCUUGUAGUGGUCUUUUUUGGGAAGUUCGCCUUUCACCCCUCUGUCGUUAUACGUAUGAUUAAACGUUUUAAUUUUUUGAAAGAAAAAUGAGUGAGGAGGUCGAUAAUUCGGAUCAACUGGAAGACUCCGUGGCAGCAUUGAUCAACAGCUUGAGAAUCUCUAACGUUAAAUCCAGGAACAUAGAGUGUAAUACUGAAGAAUACCCGUUAACCGAUAAAGUUGGAUUUGUUAAACUGCCCUGUGGUCAUCAAAGGUCACCAGACUAUAUCGUUGCUUGGUUUAAGUAUUAUCUUAAGCAGAGUGAAACAGAGUUUACCUGUCCUGCAUAUCAAGAAAGUCAGAAGAAAACCUGUGGAAGAAAGGUGUCUUAUCAUGAUACCUGUAAGCUGAUACCACUGACACCCAAACAAAGGGAAUUUUUGGAAGAAAACCUCGCUAUACUUGCUGCUAGAAGACUGUGUGAUUUUAAACCAUGUCCAGGAUGUCGGUCUCAUGUAGAACGACAAGAUCAGAAAAACCUGUGUGUACGCUGCACUCUUUGCACAGCCAACAUGAAACGCACUUAUUACUUCUGCUGGCAGUGCCGGAGAGAAUGGAAGGGGCCGCAUAAUAAUGCUGUGAGGUGUGGCAAUAAUGGCUGUGGAGAGAAAGUGGUGGCUCCAGAUCCUCUUGUGAAAUGCAAUCCUGAAUUUAAACAAGAAAAACUUAGAAUAGAGGGAGAUGAUAUUUACCCAACAAAGGACAAAUCCCCCGACAGAAAGCGUUUGGCUCUGCUCAUCAACAAUGUUGAGUUUGAGUACCUCAGUGAUAGGACUGGGGCAGAUAAAGAUGAAUGGAGUAUGGAGAGGCUGCUGAAGGCUUUGGGUUACACUGUGUUCACACUCACAAAUCUCACUGCGCAGGGUAUGACUGACGCUGUCCAAGACUUUGCCAAACGAGAGGAGCAUGUCCAAUCAGACAGCUGCUUUUUGGUGUUCAUGUCCCAUGGAAAUGAAAAAGGGAUCAGUGGGAUUUCCACCGAAGAUAGAAAAGAGGAUAUUUUCUCCACAGAUGAAAUUUUUAAAGCUUUGAACACUCCAAACUGUGCUGGAUUGCGAGACAAGCCAAAAAUCAUCCUCAUCCAGGCAUGCCGAGGUGGUGAGGACGGCUGUGUGGAAGUCACGGACAGUAUACCAUUAAAUAGCAAAAGAACAGAGCACCGUGAAAAAGAUUUUUGCUGCCUGAGAUCCUGUACACCAGAUACAGUGUCUUACAGAAGCAAAGAGAAUGGCUCUCAUUUCAUCCAAGAUAUUGUGGAAAUAUUUAAUCAGCAUUCUCACCAGGAGCACAUUGAGGAGCUUUUCAGAAAGGUGCUUAAGAAGUUUAAGGAGAAGCAUCCAGAUCAAAUGCCAUGUAAAGACAGAACAACAUUGUCUAAAAGGUUUUACCUCUUCCCUGGGCUGUGAGACUACAACUUCUCAUCAGACUGCAAAUUUCACAUUUUCUGUUUUCUACUAGAUUAAUAUU